AUGUCUGCGACUAGCCAGCCGUCAGUCGUUCGUCGCCCGCAGGCUCGGAAAAGGGUCAAUGACGAUGCAUCGUACUUUGGGCCUCCAGGAGCGUUGAAGAGACAAGCUGUAGAACGCGUCGAUGGUGAACCCAGGAUGAAGAGAAAACGGAUCGAACCAGUCCUCAGAGAUCCUAUGGACACGGAGAACAGAAUAUCUUUCGUGCGAACUCCUACCCGUUUCCAGUUUACGUUCCCGCUGAUUGUUUUCCAGGUGGAGUUUGACAAGAUGCCAAUGACAGUGAUAUACAAAUACCUUACACAUUUCGACAUAAUACCAGCGAUAUAUCCUUCGCCUCUCAGGGCAGACGACCCGUCACCACCUUCUGUGCUGAAUCUGCCACCUCAUCAGCCUUCGCGGCCGUCAAGUCCACCACUCGCUGCAACGCCUGCAAACAGACCACGUAGGGACCCCAAAGAGCUGCCUAAUAGGCAGAAGCAUUUUAGAGACACGUUGGUUAUUACGGGCAGGGAGGAGGUCGACACCUUGGCGUCGUUUAUGUGUGCUGUGGAGAAAACGAAGGGAGGGAAGCUCUUUUGCAAGCCGGUCUCCCCGGUCCCAACAUCAGAUACACCACGAAAUCCCCGAACGACUUUCCCCAAGUUGCUUCCACGCGGUGUCAAAAGCAAUGUUGAUGGCGUCGAGGCUACUAGCGCUGGUGAUUCAUUGCAACUGAGGAGACAACUAUUCGUACUAAGUACCUGGUCAAGUUUACCCACAUUCGGCAUGAUUGAUGUGCCUUCUGGUGCAGGUCAAGGAACUCCGAGUUGUCCGAGUGAUGUGCAGUGCCCAGCGUUGGCCAAUGAGAAUCGGUUUCUCGUUGCAGUUACCACUGGCGUCUCCAUGUCGUUUUCCAUUGGACGAACCAAUGAGAACAAGCAGCGGCCAGAUGCAAUGUUGGAUCCGGGGACAAUGGGCCAGCGGCUGUUUUUUAUUUGUUGCACACCGAACAGGAGUAAUUUUCCCAUUGAAAAGAGGACAAAGCUCGAGGUGAAAGCUAUAAUUGGCCUCUUCCAUUGA
Molecule: messenger RNA, 1059 nt
Organism: Desarmillaria tabescens
Lineage: Eukaryota; Fungi; Basidiomycota; Agaricomycetes; Agaricales; Physalacriaceae
Exons: 9
Coding region: 1-1059 (352 amino acids)
Source: RefSeq, a predicted model, not a curated record